AUGCCAAACUUCCACAAAAUCAGCGCCCACAGAUCCGCCUGCCUCGCGCUCUACAAAGCCCUCCUAACGCACACCAAGCACCUCCCCUUCUCCAAAGCCAUCAAGAAGGACGCGCACACCGCCAUCACCAAAGGCUUCCGCAAAGGCCGAACCAUCCAAGGCCUCACCAACAUCCGCGCCGCCCUCAAGUCCGCCUACGAGACCGAAACGCUCUUCCGCCACGCCGCCACCGGCCACCCCACCCACACCCCACACCUCCUGCAGCAACUGCACUCCCACCGCGCCCUCAAGCGGUCCCAAAAAGCACUCUCCACCGCGCCCUCCCGCCCCCCACCCACCUUCCCGCCGCCCACGCCGCCCACCACACGCCUAAAGCGCCUCAAGCGCCUCGCGGCGCAGACCGACCCCGUCGCACGGGAGCGGUGGCAGCGCGGCGCCGCGAUCCACCGCCGAGGCAUACCAACCAUAGGACACUCGUCUACGUUCCCUGUACUACGACGGCCCGGGAGGGAGCAGAGCGUGCGCAUGGAUAUGACGAUCAAGCGCAAGAUCAUCAAGCGGCAGCAGCGGCUGGACUUGGGUGAGGUGCUGGAGGGGCAUGUAGUUGUUGCGCGGGACGAGGAUGCGUUUGAUCGGCUGCUGGGGCUGGAGGAUGACGGGGCACGGUUCGGAGGCGAGGCGGACGCGGCGUGGAGGGAGGUGAAGGGGCGGAUGAGGGCUGCUGAGGAGCGGGCGGUGGCGCUGACGAGGAGGUUUGAGGAGAUUAGUGGGGGGGAGAGGAGGAGGAAGGAGGAGGCCGUGAGGGAGUAUAAGAGGGCGAAGAGGCAGAGGUUGAGGCGCGAGAAGAGGGAGAGGGAGGCGAAGGCGGGGGGAAGGUCAUAG
Messenger RNA from Morchella sextelata, 882 nucleotides. RefSeq lists its product as uncharacterized. NCBI's taxonomy places the organism in Eukaryota, Fungi, Ascomycota, Pezizomycetes, Pezizales, Morchellaceae. The coding region runs from base 1 to 882 and encodes 293 amino acids. The transcript has 3 exons. The record is from RefSeq and is a predicted model, not a curated record.